AUGAAAUUGUGGAACGAGUUCGCCUUGCUCGUCAGAGCUUGCUUCCACAUCGUGCUGAGAAGCUUCUGGCUGCUGAAACCGAUCCGACUCGGAGCGAAAAUGCUGGGUCUUGGAGGCAUGGGUGCGCCCGGAGUCAUGGGCGAAAAUCCUUCGUCCUUGCUCGACAACCGCCAUCCGCCAAACAAUAUUCCUGUCAUCAGAGCUCCAACGCUACGCCGAGGAAGAGAUGUUACUCCUCUAUCGGAACGGGUCGAGUUGGAACGCGUUCUUGGUCUCACCGUGACAAGCAGCGCGGCGCUAGCCGUUGACCCCUUAACAGCGACCGUAGCAUAUCCAGCGGGAUGUGUCGUCAUUCUCUACAACAGUAAAACGAAUCGCCAAACCCAUAUCGUUUCGCCAUCGAAGAAAACGAUCACGUCGUUGGCGUUCUCCUGGGAUGGAAAGUUCCUCGCCACCGGAGAAUGUGGGCAUCAGCCUCAACUCCGAAUCUGGGACGUUGAGAAACGCCAACAAGUCGCUGAAUUCCCCGGCCAUAAAUACGGUAUCAACUGUGUGGCGUUUUCUCCAAACCUCAAAUAUGUCGUGUCUGUGGGCAGUCAGCACGACUCGGUCGUCAAUGUUUGGGACUGGAGAAGCGAUACCAAGGUCGCGUCGAACAAGGUUUCCUCAAAGGUGAAGUCAGUGACAUUUGCUUCGUCCGGAAAUUACUUCGUCACGGUCGGAAAUCGCCAUGUCAAGUUCUGGUACCUUGAACAUGCCAAGAUCGUAGCGAAUAUGGCCGAGCCCAUGCCGCUCAUGGGCAGAAGCGCGAUUCUAGGCGAUCAGAGAAACAACAAUUUCUGCGACGCCGAUUGCGGCAAAGGCGCCCUGCACGAAAACACUUAUGCCAUCACUAAGAGUGGACUUCUGUGUGUUUUCAAUUCGAGGCGUCUUCUCGAUAAAUGGGUGGAACUGAAGACUUCGGUUGCGAACUCAAUCAGUGUCGGCGAGGAUCGCAUAUUCGUCGGCUGCAGCGACGGUAUCGUGCGUUGUUUCGACCCGCAUACACUACAAUUCAUCUGCACGCUGCCAAAACCUCACCAUCUUGGAGUUGAUGUUGCCAAAGGAGUCAACCCCACCGCUGUGAUGUACCAUCCCGAGAAUUCCAAGUACCCAGAUGUAGUGGCUCUCACCUACGACGAAGUCCACAAACGAGUGACCUGCGUUUAUAACGAUCACUCAUUCUACGUUUGGUCAGUGGUCGAACCGAAACGAGUGGGGAAAUGCUUCUCGUUCCUGUUCCAUUCUGCCUGCAUUUGGGGCAUCGAAACAUUCCCUAUGGGCCUUACUGGGCUUCCCAAAGGCACCUUUCUGACAUGUUCGAGCGACGACACGAUCCGUGCCUGGAAUCUUAACGACGGCAAUGUCAAACGGAACAUUUUCUGUCCGGAGCUUCUGAAGAUGAUCUACAUGGACCAAAAGCUGAACUUCAUUUGCGACAUUGAUUUGACGAAUACGAAUAACUCGAACGAAAAAGUUGACGCAAACUAUGACGGGAAAAACGGCGUUCGAUGCAUGAAAAUUAGUCACGACGGCAGCCAUUUAGCGUGCGGGGAUCGAUCCGGGAACAUAACGAUUUUCGGCAUUCCCUCAAUGGAGCAACUAGGCAAAAUCGAAGCGCACGACUCCGAGGUUCUUUGCCUUGAAUUCACAUCACCACAAGCUUGCGGGUUCCGCCACUUGCUGGCGUCGGGCUCCCGAGAUCGUUUCAUCCACAUUUUCGAUGUGAACAGGAGCUAUCAGUUCAUCAAAACGCUCGCAGAUCAUUCCAGUUCCAUCACCGCCUUGAAGUUUGUCCGAUCGCCAUUGAACGGAUCUCUCUCCAGUUCUGGUCAGAACAACGUGCAGAUGAUUUCGUGCGGGGCCGACAAACAGAUUAUUUUCCGGAGGGCGCAACUUUCUGCUGAUCCAACUUCUGCUGAUAUCCACUUCAACAGAGAGCAUUUGGUCAGCGGUAAGUGCACGUUGUUCGACAUGGAACUGGACCAGCAGGAGAAACACAUUUUGACAGCGUGUCAGGAUCGUCACGUCAGAGUCUACUCCGUGACCUCGUCCAAGAAUACCCGAACCUUCAGAGGCGCUCAAGGCGAAGACGGCACGCUGAUCAAGGUGGUUUUGGAUCCUAGUGGAACGUUCGUGGCGACGUCGUGCACCGACAAGAGCAUCUACGUGUACGAUUACCAGACUGCCGAGUGUAUGGCUCAAAUGUACGGACACUCGGAGCUGGUUACCGGUCUGAAGUUUUCUGAGGACGGCAAGAACUUGAUCAGUGUCUCUGGAGACGGCUGCAUUUUCGUUUGGCGACUGCCCCAGGAAAUCACGGCCACUAUCCGUCAAAAAAUGGGCAUCGCCGAAAACGACAACACCAUCAUCUGGGGAGCGGACCCGCCAUCGAAGAUCGAUGCGAACGGAAAUGGAAUCCAAACUCCGCAAUCGAUCCAAUCGGCCCCGCAGACUCCGACCGACGAUGUCAAAUUACCGAACUGGGCCAAGAAGCGGGUGACUGGAACGGACGUCGGCGAUAUCACCGGAGAAGCCACUCCCUCGGCCCCCCGAGGGAAAUGGGCUCAAAGCAUGGAAUCGAUGGAGCAAGGUGGCCCACUCGUCAUCAAGUCGGUUCUAUCGUCGGAUCCCAUAGUUCUUCUCCCCCGACUCAACAAGAGCAAGUCCGAAGGAGCUGUGAACAUUGUUCUGAACAGCGGAUUGAGAUCCCACAGCCCUCCGUCGAAUACUUUGGCGAAACAACGGCAAGCUCAACUCACUGAUUCGAGCGGAGCAUCUUCAAUGAAGACAACCGGCGAUGAAGACGCGGACUGUGAACGUUCUGACACUGAUCAGAGCGAGAAGAUUAUCUAUCCUCCUGCUAGCCAGGAGUCUUCAGUCGGAGGAUCUUCGUUUAGCGUCAAGUUGGGACUUCAGAAUAGCUUAUCGCAGCCGAGUUCCGGCUCGAGUUCAGGCUUCAUUGAUCUCGUCGAAGCUAGGCGUAGGCUUAAGAGUAGGGGAGCUCCCAAAGAUUUGCAGCAAGAUCUCGCGAAUAGUGACCUGAACUCUGAUUCGGAUCGAGAUACGGCCACCCCUUCGAAGCUCAACGAUCGAAACUCGUUGUUCAUGUCGACCGAAAAUCUAGAGAAGCUUGGUCAACGAGAGAAGUUCAUGAAAUCGAACUACGAGACGCUGGGUAAAACGAUCGAGGAAGACGUCAACUUCACCAGCCCACCGUCGCGGAAGAGCAUUACAGCCAAAUUCAAGAACAGUCCCGAAGACGAGCCAUCGGCAGCAACUGGUCCCAUCAAGAGCAAUUCUAACGUUUUCGAAAAACAAUCAAACAAUCCUGUUUCAACGCCAUUGAAACCGCAAGUCGGCAAGAAACCAAACAUGUCCCCGUGGGCAGCUGGUAAUCAUAGAGAAGAGCUAAGCAAAGCCCUUCAGGAAGCCAAGCAGAGAUUGCAGGGAGUCGGCAAGGGUCAUAGGCUCAGUACUUCGAAAAGUAUAGGUGAUUUGUUGAGCUUGAAGGAUCGGAAAGACUUCGGUUCGGACACAGAUAAGACCGAGCAGAAUUCUCGACGAGAGGAGAUGAUCCGGCGAAGUACUUCCAUGUCCGACUUGGGAGGCGUCACCAAACUCUUCAGCCGGAAAAAGACGAAUAGUGAAGCCGUCGCUGACGAGGCCGAAGGCAACUGGUUCUUCCGUCCUUCGGGAAUGCGACUGGAAACUAGUGAGAGCUGCACGGACGUGCGCGCCCUGAGAGAUCGUUUGAGGAGUGCCAAGAAGCAGCUGCACGCACAACAGAGCCCUCAACCGAUUUCUCAGCAGCAGAAUCAAUCGAGCAUGCACAACAGUAGCGCCUUCAACAGCAACGUCAGAUCGCUGUCAGUUAGUGGUGGAAUAUGGGCUCAAGCUCAGAAGAGUCAGUUCCCGUCCUACGCGACCACUCCCAGGAAAUAUGCCGGAUCAAUGUCCCGUUCCGCGAGCAUGGGCAGCUUGAACAACCCGGCCAUGUAUCAGGGGGCCAAUGCAGGCGACCAGAUGUUGGGACAGCAAGGACACGCGGGCAUCGGAACUCCAAACGGGCUCGGUGGGAUCCAUCGAGCUCCCUCCGCGCAUUCGCUGCGUCGAGGUAAUACAAACCUCACCAAAGUCAGAUCGUCGUCUGCUCUCAACAGAAAUUCGUUGGUCAACAAGCAUCUCCUGUCACCAGAUUCUGAUACGGAUUCAGAUUCGGAGAGCACGACUCUGAGCGACGCAAUCACUCACAGGCACUCGCUCAGUCGCAGUUUCAGCCGUCAGAGUCAGAUUGGUUUGGUGUCGCCUCAUAGCGGUCAGCUGAAUUCUCCAUCUAGAGGUCAAUUUACGCUUCCGAGAAGAUACAACGGUUCAGCGAACCAUGAUGGGCCCAGGGCUCUCGUCGAACCGAUGCCACAAGCCAAUAUAAUCAACGUGAACCAGCCGCUUUCGCAGGAGCUCUGCGAUCGCGUGGCUGAAGAUCUGAAGCGGGUAACCCGUCAAGCGAUCCAAUUGUUUCAACGGGUCACUCUAAAUAUGGACAUGCCACCAUCGGUAAAAUCUACGAUGACUCAGACUUUGGCCAGUUCUGUGCUUCAAGCGCAGCAGCACUUGAGUCUCGCGGCUCCACCUCCGAUGAACCCUCUGGCACAUGCCAUGAUGAGCCAGACCAUGGUGCAACACCACCAGCCCCAGCAGCACCAGCCGAACGUUACCCUGGAUGCUUCAGCGUUGUCAAUGCUGCUCGUGGGCGGAGCGCAGUCGAAUCAGCCGGAAGCCGCAGCCCAGAAUCCGAUAAACAAUGUUCUUCAGCAAUAUACGCAACAAAUCCUUAAAAUGGUUGAGGAGAAAAUGAGCCAGGCCAAGCCAGACUCUGGUUCGAAGUAGAGAACCGUUGAGCCCUGUAGGACUGAGGGUCAGGCUGCUGUCGAGAAGGAUGAGAACUUCUUGAAGACGAUAGCGGCAGCAGGAAGUGACAGCCUCCUGCCUCUUGAAUGGGGGAGCGACUGGCGCGAUUUCUUAGGAGUCGGUGCUCAGGUACUUAGAGUGCGGACGGAGCAUGUUCUGACCUUCACACGUCGGCAACUGUAUAUGUAUAUAUACACAACUUCCUCCGGAAAUCCACCAG
Galendromus occidentalis (western predatory mite) is the source of this 5170-nucleotide messenger RNA. RefSeq names its product WD repeat domain 62 (gene Wdr62). The coding region runs from base 1 to 4929 and encodes 1642 amino acids. The transcript is spliced from 26 exons. Gene Ontology annotation, molecular function: protein binding. Lineage: Eukaryota; Metazoa; Arthropoda; Arachnida; Mesostigmata; Phytoseiidae. The record is from RefSeq and is a predicted model, not a curated record. Gene Ontology annotation, biological process: centriole replication. Gene Ontology annotation, cellular component: mitotic spindle.